Drechmeria coniospora is the source of this 1509-nucleotide messenger RNA. RefSeq lists its product as uncharacterized. The record is from RefSeq and is a predicted model, not a curated record. NCBI's taxonomy places the organism in Eukaryota, Fungi, Ascomycota, Sordariomycetes, Hypocreales, Ophiocordycipitaceae. The coding region runs from base 1 to 1509 and encodes 502 amino acids. Gene Ontology annotation, cellular component: cytosol; nucleoplasm; centrosome. The transcript is spliced from 5 exons.
AUGCAACAAAUGGACGGGGUCACUCUGAGCCAGGCAAAUACCGAUCAACUGGAUCUACUUGAAAUUCCCACGGAGCGACUCGCUGGAAAUGCUCUCCAAACGAUAAUCAGUACGCCAGAUGAGUCGGUUCGUUCCCUCGUCAUGAUCAUCACAGUUCAAGAUGAACUAAGAUCCCUUCGGGCCAAUAAUCAAGAAAAUGAAUCAGCCAGCGCCGGAGCGGAAGCACAGAAGCUCGCCACGGCCAUUCUCCCUUUCGGCGCCGUCGCAGGAGCCACCAUUGAUGCUCUCACAGCCGAGCUAGUGCUCGCUUCGAUCCAUAUCCUGAGUGCCUCAUCCGACAGCUCCCUGGACGACCAAGCUCUGUUGUGCGUCAUCGCGUACACCGACGUUCGCGAUCCAUGGACCACAGAAACUGCUUUUCAGCUGGCAUCCCGCAUCAUUGCGGCCAACCUGCCCCCCAGCAGGCAUGCGGAGUUCAUCGUUGGCUCUAUUCUCCAGACUUAUAUUCGACCCGUCCUUUCGGCAUCAUCGAGCGGCAAGUUAACUGGCUCGGGUAGGCCGUCUCACUUCCCCAGCGGUGUCAGUAAUGCUUCGAAAUCAGCUUUCGCCUCUUCUUGGAAGCAGAGUAAUCCUCCGGUGACAACACUGUUUCACUGGGCAGUGAAGAAUGCCGAUAAUCACACUGUCGCUAGUCAAUGGCCGUUGUUCUUGCCGGUAUUACUUGCGUUCGUCGAAGACCAAGAAACCAAAGUGAAGGAGACGGGCAUGGAGGUGCUUGCUGUCUUCCUGCAGAAAUGCACACUCAAGACGCUCAAUUCUAGUGGAAUUGGAAAACUCCUCGAAGACGCUGUUUUCCCUAAUAUUUUAUCUCUCCCAAGUUUGACACCGGAAGAGGAGUCGGCCAGGCUGCUUCGGUUGGCCUACCCCGUCAUGAUACAAUUGGCCAAGGCAGAUCCGAACCCUUUUAGCACUCAAAGACGACGCGUGCUUGACAGGCUCAUCCGAGAGGGAAUAAUGGCCAGCUACUUUCAUGCUUCCCAGUACCCCAUGAUCGUCCAGAUCUUGAUGCGGAAUGCUGCCGACGUCGUCGCAUGCCUGGGUGUCUAUUCCGUCAAGCAUAUCUCAGGACUCCUCCAGAUGGUUGAGUCUGUCAUGGCAGACCCUUUCGCUGCCAUAUAUCUGCCGUCGGUUUUGGCAGCCGCCGAAGCAUUGCGUGUCAUCAUCUCGCAUUGCUGGCCCAGAAUACAGGAGACACACCAUGCUGAGCACGUAUUGAGCAUCAUCACAAAGUGUUGGCUCAACUGUUCUGUGGAUGUGGAAGAGGAAUCGAAUGGAGGACCACUCAAUCCCGACCGAAAUCUCAUUCUCCAGCAGCUCAAGCUGAUGGCGAAGCUUCUCAACUCGACCUGGAUGACAAGUACGAACCCACCGAUGAAACAAAUGAUCACCGACGCCACGAACAGGGAACCCGAACUCGCACCCUUAUUCCGGGACGGCACGAACAAAUGA